Molecule: messenger RNA, 303 nt
Organism: Coprinopsis cinerea okayama7#130
Lineage: Eukaryota; Fungi; Basidiomycota; Agaricomycetes; Agaricales; Psathyrellaceae
Exons: 2
Coding region: 1-303 (100 amino acids)
Source: RefSeq, a predicted model, not a curated record
AUGGCCGAAAGUCUCUCCUCAGAAUGCACACCACUCAAAAUCCAAUACGACUCGUGUUUCAAUUCGUGGUUUGAAGGCUAUCUCGAGCCUGCGGUGUCUGCGGCAUCCAACGAUCGCUCGGCGUAUGCGAGGAAGAAAGCGGACGAGUUUGAGAAGAAAUGUGGGGGUGUUUGGGAGGAGUAUCGGUCUUGCGUUCAGAAAGCGGUCAAGGAUCGAGGACUGGACAAGCUGUUGCAGGAAGCGAGAGAGGAGCAUCCUCUGACCGUGCCGCCCUCGAAUACGCCGUCAGGAACACCGACGUAG